GAUAAACACUACCUUUAAAAAACUCACAACUAGCCAUUGACCAUCCGGAUCCCAUCAAACAUCACGUUCUCAAACCAUGUCGCAUAAUAUCCUCAUCACGGGCGCCUCGGGCUAUCUGGGCGGCACGAUCCUCGCCCGGUGGAGCAACGCCAAGCUCCCACCACACAACAAGCUCUACGCGCUCGUGAAGACAGACGAGCAAGGGGAAAAGGUCAAACAGUACGGCGCUGAGCCGUUGGUUGCCAACAUCCGCGACCAUGAGACCAUGACCCAACUGAUCGUGGACAACAACAUCACCAUCAUCUAUUUCCUGAUCGACGCCUUCACCGGGCAGCACCAACCUACCCUGAUCAGGGCCUUGGGGCUCGUGAAGCAGAAGACAAAUCUCAAUGUACACUUCCUGCAAACAACGGGCGCGAAGCUCUUCAGUCGGCAUGCAGGCCUCCCAACGGACCGACCGUUGUUGGAUACUGAUCCGAAUCUGUACGACGUUGUGAAGAACGCUACGCCGCCGCACGAGUUUGUGAUCGAGCCAGCGAAUGCCAAUUUGAAUGUGAUCGACAUGUCGGAGGCCCAGGGAGUGCGAAGCUACGUCUUCGCUCCCUGCUUGGUGUACGGCAGAGGAGAAGGAUUCGGGAACCAGAUCUCCAUCCAAGAUGUCGAUAUCGUGAGAGCGGCGAAGAAGCUUCGCGGUGUUUAUCGUGUGGACACGGAUAAUCCGAGCUGGCCUGUGUGCCACGUCGCUGACACCGCGGACCUGUAUCUGCAGAUUCUGCGCAAGAUUCUCCGGGGCGAGGAGAUCGGUUAUGGCAAGAAUGGCUUCUUUCUCGCUGCAUCGGGAAGCCUGCCUUGGAAUGACGUCUACGAAGCAGUGGCUAAGGCGUUGGCCAAGCGCAAUGCUAUAGAUGAUGCGAUCGUCAGGGAUGCUGACGAGAAGGUUUUGGUCAGAAUGGGCGAGGCGCUUGGCGUCCCUCCAUCUGCCGUCCCUGUCGUUCUCGGAGGAGAUUGUUCGUUCACUGCUAAACAUGGUAACCAGAUUGGCUGGACGGCCAAAUACCCUCCGGAGCAUUUCUUGGAGAUUGUCGAUGAAGAAGUGGAGCUCAUUUUGCAAAACCUCGUCGAAUGAGCUAGGAAAGAUAGGUGGAAGGUAUUGCAUUGGACUAGUGCAACGGGAUGUAAAAUUAGUAGCAUACAAUUCAU
Aspergillus homomorphus CBS 101889 is the source of this 1200-nucleotide messenger RNA. Its product is annotated as NAD(P)-binding protein. Lineage: Eukaryota; Fungi; Ascomycota; Eurotiomycetes; Eurotiales; Aspergillaceae. The coding region runs from base 77 to 1126 and encodes 349 amino acids. The record is from RefSeq and is a predicted model, not a curated record. The transcript has 4 exons.